Messenger RNA from Chlorocebus sabaeus (green monkey), 12789 nucleotides. Lineage: Eukaryota; Metazoa; Chordata; Mammalia; Primates; Cercopithecidae. The record is from RefSeq and is a predicted model, not a curated record.
AUGGGUGUCGGCCAGAGGAAGCUGACCCCACUCUGGACCCUGGCUCUUGCUCUGGCCUGCACCCGGCACACAGGCCAUGCCCAGGACGGCUCCUCCGAAUCCAGCUACGAGCACCACCCUGCCGUCUCUCCCAUCGCCCAGGGGCCUGGUGGGGUCCCGCCCCGUGGGGUGACUCUCUUCCCGCCUCUGAGGACCAUCCCCGUGGUACGAGCCUCCAACCCGGCACACAACGGGCGGGUGUGCAGCACCUGGGGCAACUUCCACUACAAGACCUUCGACGGCGACGUCUUCCGCUUCCCCGGCCUCUGCAACUACGUGUUCUCCGAGCACUGCGGCGCUGCCUACGAGGACUUCAACGUCCAGCUGCGCCGCAGCCAGGAGUCAGCAGCCCCCACGCUGAGCAGGGUCCUCAUGAAGGUGGAUGGCGUGGUCAUCCAGCUGACCAAGGGCUCCGUCCUGGUCAACGGCCACCCGGUCCUGCUGCCCUUCAGCCAGUCUGGGGUCUUCAUUCAGCAGAGCAGCAGCUACACCAAGGUGGAGGCCAGACUGGGCCUUGUCCUCAUGUGGAACCACGAUGACAGCCUGCUGCUGGAGUUGGACGCCAAAUAUGCCAACAAGACCUGUGGGCUCUGUGGAGACUUCAACGGGAUGCCCGUGGUCAGCGAGUUCCUCUCCCACAACAUCAAGCUGACUCCCAUGGAGUUUGGGAACCUGCAGAAGAUGGAUGACCCCACGGAGCAGUGUGAGGACCCUGUCCCUGAACCCCCGAGGAACUGCUCCACUGGAUCUGGCAUCUGCGAGGAGCUCCUAAAUGGUCAGCUGUUCUCCAGCUGUGUGGCCCUGGUGGACGUCGGCAGCUACCUGGAGGCCUGCAGGCAAGACCUCUGCUUCUGCGGAGGCACCGACCUGCUCAGCUGCGUCUGCCACACCCUCGCGGAGUACUCCCGGCAGUGCGCCCACGCCGGGGGGCUGCCCCAGGACUGGCGGGGCCCUGACCUCUGCCCCCAGAUGUGCCCCAGCAACAUGCAGUACCACGAGUGCCGCUCCCCCUGCACAGACACCUGCUCCAACCAGGAGCACUCCCGGGCCUGCGAGGACCACUGUGUGGCUGGCUGCUUUUGCCCUGAGGGGACGGUGCUCGAUGACAUCGGCCAGACCGGCUGUGUCCCUGCGUCACAGUGUGCCUGCGUCUACAACGGCACUGCCUAUGCCCCGGGGGCCACCUACUCCACAGACUGCACCAACUGCACCUGCUCCGGAGGCCGGUGGAGCUGCCAGGAGGUUCCAUGCCCGGGUACCUGCUCCGUGCUUGGAGGUGCCCACUUCUCGACGUUUGACGAGAGGCACUACACGGUGCACGGGGACUGUGGCUAUGUGUUGACCAAGCCCUGUGACAGCAGUGCCUUCACUGUACUGGCUGAGCUGCGCAGGUGUGGGCUGACGGACAGCGAGACCUGCCUGAAGAGCGUGACACUGAGCCUGGACGGGGCGCAGACGGUGGUGGUGAUCAAGGCCAGCGGGGAAGUGUUCCUGAACCAGAUCUACACCCAGCUGCCCAUCUCUGCAGCCAACGUCACCAUCUUCAGACCUUCGACCUUCUUCAUCAUCGCCCAGACCAGCCUGGGCCUGCAGCUGGACCUGCAGUUGGUACCCACCAUGCAACUGUUCGUGCGGCUGGCGCCCAAGCUCCGAGGGCAGACCUGCGGUCUCUGUGGGAACUUCAACAGCAUCCAGGCUGAUGACUUCCGGACCCUCAGUGGGGUGGUGGAGGCCACGGCCGCGGCCUUCUUCAACACCUUCAAGACCCAGGCCGCCUGUCCCAACAUCAGGAACAGCUUCGAAGACCCCUGCUCCCUGAGUGUGGAGAACGAGAAGUAUGCUCAGCACUGGUGCUCGCAGCUGACCGAUGCCAAUGGCCCCUUCAGCCGGUGCCACGCUGCCGUGAAGCCGGACACCUACUACUCGAACUGCAUGUUUGACACCUGCAACUGUGAGCGGAGCGAGGACUGCCUGUGCGCCGUGCUGUCCUCCUAUGUGCAUGCCUGUGCUGCCAAGGGUGUGCAGCUCAGUGGCUGGAGGAACGGCGUCUGCACGAAGCCUAUGACCACUUGCCCCAAGUCAAUGACCUACCACUACAAUGUCAGCACCUGCCAGCCCACCUGCCGCUCUCUGAGUGAGGGGGACAUCACCUGCAGUGUUGGCUUUAUCCCGGUGGAUGGCUGCAUCUGUCCCGAGGGCACCUUCCUGGACGACACGGGCAAGUGUGUGCAGGCCAGCAACUGUCCCUGCUAUCACAGGGGCUCCGUGAUCCCCAAUGGGGAGUCGGUGCACGACAGUGGGGCUGUCUGCACCUGCACACAUGGGAAGCUGAGCUGCAUCGGAGGCCAAGCCCCCACCCCAGUGUGUGCUGCGCCCAUGGUGUUCUUCGACUGCCACAAUGCCACGCCUGGGGACACGGGGGCCGGCUGUCAGAAGAGCUGCCACACCCUGGACAUGACCUGUUAUAGCCCCCAGUGUGUGCCUGGCUGCGUGUGCCCCGAUGGGCUGGUGGCAGACGGCGAGGGCAACUGCAUCACUGUGGAGGACUGCCCCUGCGUGCACAACGAGGCCAGCUACCGGGCCGGCCAGACCAUCCGGGUUGGCUGCAAUACCUGCACUUGUGACAGCAGGAUGUGGCGGUGUACAGAUGACCCCUGCCUGGCCACCUGUGCUGUGUACGGGGAUGGCCACUACCUCACCUUCGAUGGGCAGAGCUACAGCUUCAACGGAGACUGCGAGUACAUGCUGGUGCAGAACCACUGUGGUGGGAAAGGCAGCGCGCAGGACUCCUUCCGUGUCGUCACUGAGAACGUCCCCUGCGGCACCACGGGGACCACCUGCUCCAAGGCCAUCAAGAUCUUCCUGGGGGUGAGUGAGGCCGGGCGGUUGCAUGCCCUCCGGGAGGCUCCCCUGGCACUGCCUGGCCAGCAACCCCUUGCCAUGCAGGACUCCGAGCUGAAGCUGAGCCACGGGAAGGUGGAGGUGACUGGGACGAACGAGAGCCAGGAGGUGCCAUACACCAUCCGGCAGAUGGGCAUCUACCUGGUGGUGGACACCAACAUCGGCCUGGUUCUGCUGUGGGACAAGAAGACCAGCAUCUUCAUCAACCUCAGCCCCCAGUUCAAGAGCAGGGUCUGUGGCCUGUGCGGGAACUUCGAUGACAUUGCCGUCAACGACUUUGCCACACGGAGCCAGUCUGUGGUGGGGGACGUGCUGGAGUUCGGGAACAGCUGGAAGCUCUCUCCGUCCUGCCCAGAUGCCCUGGCAGCCAAGGACCCCUGCACGGCCAACCCCUUCCGCAAGUCCUGGGCCCAGAAGCAGUGCAGCAUCCUCCACGGCCCCACCUUUGCCGCCUGCCACGCACACGUGGAGCCAGCCAGGUACUACGAGGCCUGUGUGAACGACGCAUGUGCCUGCGACUCAGGGGGUGACUGCGAGUGUUUCUGCACGGCUGUGGCUGCCUACGCCCAGGCCUGCCGUGAAGCGGGCCUGUGUGUGUCCUGGCGGACCCCGAGCAUCUGCCCUCUGUUCUGUGACUACUACAACCCGGAAGGCCAGUGCGAGUGGCACUACCAGCCCUGCGGGGUGCCCUGCCUGCGGACCUGCCGGAACCCUCGCGGAGACUGCCCGCAGGACGUCCGGGGCCUGGAAGGCUGCUACCCCAAGUGCCCACCAGAGGCUCCCAUCUUUGAUGAGGACAAGAUGCAGUGUGUGGCCACCUGCCCAACCCCACCUCCGCCACCACCGUGCCACGUCCAUGGGAAGUCCUACCGGCCAGGCGCAGUGGUGCCCUCAGACAAGAACUGCCACUCCUGCCUUUGCACCGAGCGCGGCGUGGAGUGCACCUACGAAGCUGAGGCCUGUGUCUGCACCUACGACGGACAGCGCUUCCACCCAGGGGACGUCAUCUACCACACGACGGAUGGCACGGGUGGCUGCAUCUCUGCCCGCUGCGGGGCCAACGGCACCAUUGAGAGGAGGGUCUACCCCUGCAGCCCCACCACCCCCGUCCCCCCAACCACCUUCUCCUUCUCCACACCCCCGCUCGUCGUGAGCUCCACGCACGCCUCCAGCCCUGUCCCGAGCAGCGCGCACACAGGCCCUCCAAGCAGCGCCUGGCCCACCACAGCAGGCACUUCUCCCAGGACGACUCCGCCCACAGCCUCUGCCUCGCUGCCACCGGUCUGUGGGGAAGAGUGCCUGUGGUCACCUUGGAUGGACGUUAGCCGCCCUGGACGGGGCAUGGACAGCGGUGACUUUGACACGCUGAAGAACCUCCGCGCCCAUGGGUACCUGGUGUGCGAAUCACCCAGGUCGGUGGAGUGCCGAGCUGAGGACGCCCCCAGAGUGCCGCUCCGAGCCCUGGGGCAGCGUGUGCAGUGCAGCCCGGACGUGGGGCUGACCUGUCGUAACAGGGAGCAAGCAUCGGGGCUCUGCUACAACCACCAGAUCAGGGUCCUGUGUUGCACGCCCCUAGCCUGCUCCACCUCUAGCAGUUCAACCCAGACCACUCCUCCAACAACCUCCAAGACCACUGAAACCCGGGCCUCAGCCUCCUCAGUCCCCAGCAGCACACCUGGCCCCGUGUCUCUCUCUACGUCCAGGACAGCACCUGCCCCAGGUACCACUACAUCUGUCAAAAGAACUUUCUCAACUCCCAGCCCUCCGCCAGUGCCAGCGACAUCAACAUCAUCCGUGUCGACCACCGCCCCGGGGACCUCUGUGGUCUCCAGCAAGCCCAGCCACACCGAGUCCAUCACACCCUCCUGUGUACACGAGCUUUGCACCUGGACCGAGUGGAUCGACGGCAGCUACCCUCAUCCCGGAAUAAAUGGCGGAGAUUUUGACACAUUUCAAAAUUUGAGAGACGAAGGAUACAAAUUCUGUGAAAAUCCUCGAAGCGUGGAGUGCCGGGCAGUGGGCUUCCCCAACACGCCACUGGCAGACCUGGGGCAGGACGUCAUCUGUAGCCGCACGGAGGGGCUGAUUUGCCUGAACAAGAAUCAGCUCCCACCCAUCUGCUACAACUACGAGAUCCGCAUCCAGUGUUGCAAGACGGUGAACAAGUGCAGAGACGGCACCAGAACGCUGAAGACCAUCACAACUACACGGCCGACUCCACACCCAACUGGAGCUCAGACCCAGACCACCUUCGCCACACACGUGCCCUCAGCCUCCACGGAGCAACCCACAGCCACCUCCAGGGGUGGGUCCACAGCAACCAGCGUCACACAGGACACCCACAGCAGAUCGGUCACCAGAGAUUGUCAUCCCCAGUGCACCUGGACCAAGUGGUUCGACGUGGACUUCCCGUCCCCUGGACCCCACGGCGGAGAUGAGGAAACCUACAACAACAUCAUCAGAAGCGGGGAAAAAAUCUGCCGCCAACCUGAGGAGAUCACCAGGCUCCAGUGCCGAGCUGCGAGCCACCCGGAGGUGAGCAUCGAACACCUGGGCCAGGUGGUGCAGUGCAGCCGCGAAGAGGGCCUGGUGUGCCGGAACCAGGACCAGCAGGAACCCUUCAAGAUGUGCCUCAACUACGAGGUGCGCGUGCUCUGCUGUGAGACCCCCAAAGGCUGCCCUGUGAUGUCCACACCUGUCACAGCUCCCAGCACCCCAAGUGGGAGAGCCACCAGUCCAACUCAGAGCACCUCCUCUUGGCAGAAACCCAGGACAACCACUUUGGUGACAAUUAGCACAACCUCCACUCCACAGACCAGUACAAUCUCUACCCCUACAACCAGCAUGACCUCUGCUCCUACACCCCAAACAACCUCUGCUCUGACAACCAGCACAACCUCAGCUCCUACAACUAGCACAUCCUCGGCUCCUACAACCAGCACAACCUCUGCCCCUACAACCAACACGACCUCUGCUCCUACACCCAGAACAACCUCUGCUCCGACAAAAAGCACAACCUGCACUCGAAAGACCAGCACAACCUCUGCCCCUACAACCAGAGAACGCUGAAGACCAUCACAACCACACGGCCGACUCCACACCCAGCUGAGCUCAGACUCCAGACCACCUUCGCCACACACGUGCCCUCAGCUCUCCACGGAGCAACCCACAGCCACCUCCAGGGACACCCACAGCAGAUCGGUCACCAGAGAUUGUCAUCCCCAGUGCACCUGGAAGUGGUUCGACGCGGACUUCCCCGCCCCCUGACCCCACGGCGGAGAUGAGGAAACUCACAACAACAUCAGAAGCGGGAAACCCAAGCGCCAACCUGAGGAGAUCACCAGGCUCCGUGCUGAGCUGCGAGCCACCCGGGAGGUGAGCAUCGAACACCUGGGCCAGGUGGUGCAGUGCAGCCGGGAGGGCCUGUGUGCCGUGGAACUAGACCAGCAGGAACCCUUCAAGAUGUGCCUCAACUACGAGGUGCGCGUGCUCUGCUGUGAGACCCCAAAGGCUGCCCCUGUGAUGUCCACACCUGUCACAGCUCCCAGCACCCCAAGUGGAGAGCCAAUGUCCAACUCAGAGAGCACCUCCUCUUUGGCAGAAAAACCCAGGACAACCACUUUCACAACCUACACUCGGAAGACCAGCACAACCUCUACCCUGCAAACCAGCACGACCUCUGCUCCCACACCCAGAACAUCUGCUCCCAAGCACAACCACUGCUUCUACAACCAGCACAACCUCUGGUCCUGGAACUACUCCCAGCCCAGUUCCAACCACCAGCACAACCUCUGCUCCUACAACCAGCACCAGCUCUGCUCCUACAACCAGCACCAGUUCUGCUCCUACAACCAGCACAACCUCUACACAACCUCUGCUCCUACAGCCAGAACAACCUCUGCCCACAAGCAGCACAGCCUCUGCCACCACAACCAGCACAACCUCUGGUCCUGGGACUACUACCAGCCCUGUUCCUACCACCAGCACAACCUCUGCUUCUACAACCAGUACAACCUCUGCCCCUACAAGCAGCAUAAUCUCUGCUCCUACAACCAGGACAACCUCUACUACCUCUGCCGCUACAACCAGCACAACCUCUGCUUCUACAACCAGCACAACCUCUACACAACCUCUGGUCCUGGGUUACUCUCCCAGCCCUGUUCUAACACCACCGGUGGCUUAUGUUCCUACAACCAGCACCACCAGCUCUGCUCCUACAGCCAGUACCAGUUCUGUUCCUACACACCACCAGCUCUUAUCCUACAACCAACGCAGUUCUGCUCCUACAACCAGCUACAACCUCUAGUCUGGAACUACUCCCAGCCUUGUUCCCACCACCAGCACAACUUCUGCUCCUACAGCAAGUCACAACCUCUGCUUCUACAACUGAACAAGACCCAGUACUUCCAGCCCAGUUCUACCACCAGAACAACCUCUCUGCUCCUAGAACCAGCACCAGCUCCUCCUACAACUAGCACCAGUUCUCCCUACAACCAGCAGAGCCUCUAUUCUAGAAGUACUCCCAGCCUGUUCCCACCACCAGCACAGCCUCUGCUCCUACAACCAGAGCUUCAACCUCUUGCCCCCUACAAGCAGCACAACAUCUGCAGCCUCGACCAGCACAACCUCUGGUCCUGGAAACAUGUCCCAGCCUGUUCCUACACAGCUUCAGCAAAACCUCACUUCUACAACCAGCACAACCUCUGGUCCUGGAACUACUCCCAGCCCGGUUCCUACCACCAGCAACCUCUCUGCUCCUACAGCCAGCACCAGCUCUGCUCCUACGACCAGCACAACCUCCAGUCCUGGAACUAUUCCCAGCCCUAUUCCCACCACCAGCACGACCUCUGCUCCUACUACCAGCACAACCUCUGCUUCUACAACCAGCACAACCUCUGGUCCUGGAACUACCCCAAGCCCUGUUCCUACCACCAACAAAGCCUCUUCUCCUCCAACCAGCACAACCUCUGCUCCUCCAACCAGCACAACCUCUGCUACUACAACCAAUUACAAUCCUCACAACCUCUGCUAACCAGAACAACCUCUCUGCCCUACAAGCAACAAAACCUCUGCUGCUACAACCAGUACAACCUCUGGUCCCGAAACUACUUCCAGCCCUGUUCCUACUACCAGUACAACCUCUGCUUCCACAACAGCCAGCACUACCUCUGCACCGGCUUCUUAUUCUGCCAGCAGCACAACCUCUGGUCCUGGAACGACUCCCAGCCCUGCUCCCACCACCAGCACGACCUCUGCUCCUACAACCAGCACAACCUCUGCCACUACAACCAGCACAACCUCUGUACAACCUCUGGUCCUGGAAACUACUUCCAGCCCUGUUCCUACUACCAGUACAACCUCUGCUUCUACAACCAGCACAACCUCUGGUCCUGGACACAACCUCUGCUCUCCAACCAGCACAACCUCUGCUACUACAACCAGCACAACCUCUGCUACUACAACCAGUACAAUCCCUCCCUGUUCCCACCUGCCCAGCACAACCUCUGCUCCUACAACCAGCAAAACCUCUGCUUCUACAACCAGCAGAACCUUUGGUCCUGGAGUUACUCCAGCCCUCACAACUUCUGCUUCUACCAGCAGCACAACCUCUGGUCCUGGAACGACUCCCAGCCCUGCUCCCACCACCAGCACAACCUCUGCUCCUACAACCAGCACACAACCUCUCUGCUAUUACAACCCAGCCCAACUCUCUGCCCCUACAAGCAGCACAACCUCCACUCCACAGACCAGCAUAACCUCUGUUCCUACAACCAGCACAACUUCUGGUCCUGGAAUUACCAGAGAGCUGUCAUCCCCAGUGCACCUGGACCAAGUGGUUCGACGUGCUUCCAUCCCCUGGACCCCACGGUGCAGAGUGAAACCUACAACAACAUCAUCAGAAGUGGUGCAGUGCAACACAUGAAGAGGGCCUGGUGUGCGGAACCAGGACCAGACCUCUGGUCCUGGAACUACUCCCAGCCCUGUUCCUACCACCAGCACUAUCUCUGCUCCUACAACCAGCACAACCUCAGCUCCUACAAUGAGCACAUCCUCAGCUCCUACAACCAGCACAACUUCUUCCCCUACAACCAGCACAACCUCCACUCCACAGACCAGCACAUCCUCUGCCACUGCAAGCAGCACAACCUCUGCCCCUACAAGCAGCACAACCUCUGCCCCUACAACCAGCACAACCUCUGCUCCUACAACCAGCACAACUUUUACCCCUACAACCAGCACAACCUCUGCUCCUACACACAGAACAACCUCUGUUCCUACAACCACCACUAUCUCGGCUCCUACAACCACCACAUCCUCAGCUCCUAUAACCAGCACUACUUCUGCCCCUACAAGCAGCACAACCUCGGCUCCUACAACCAGCACAACCUCUGCUCCUACAACCAGCACACCCUCCAGUCCUGGAACUACUCCCAGCCCUUUACCAGUGACUGUCAUCCCCAGUGCACCUGGACCAAGUGGUUCGACGUGCACUUCCCAUCCCCUGGACCCCACGGUGGAGAUGAGGAAACCUACAACAACAUCAUCAGAAGUGGGGAAAAAAUCUGCCACCAACCUGAGGAGAUCACCAGGCUCCAGUGCCGAGCUGCGAGCCACCCGGAGGUGAGCAUCGAACACCUGGGCCAGGUGGUGCAGUGCAGCCGCGAAGAGGGCCUGGUGUGCCGGAACCAGGACCAGCAAAGACCCUUCAAGAUGUGCCUCAACUACGAGGUGCGCGUGCUCUGCUGCGAGAUCCCCAAAGGCUGCCCGGUGACUGCUGUGACCCCAUACGGGACUUCUACCAAUACCCUGUAUCCUUCCCUGUCUACCUCCGUGGCAUCCACCUCUGUGGCAUCCAGCUCUGUGGCAUCCAGCUCUGUGGCCUCCAGCUCUGUGGCUUACUCCACCCCAACCUGCUUCUGCAACGUAACUGACCGGCUCUACCCCAUGGGAUCCACCAUAUACCGCCACAGAGACCUCGCCGGCCACUGCUAUUAUGCCCUGUGCAGCCAGGACUGCCAAGUGAAAGGUGAGACCUGGGCCACGCCCAACUGCUCUGAGGCCACCUGUGAGGGCAACAACAUCAUCUCCCUGCGCCCGCGAACGUGCCCGAGGGUGGAGAAACCCACCUGUGCCAAUGGCUACCCGGCCCUGAAGGUGGCCGACCAGGACGGCUGCUGCUAUCACUACCAGUGCCAGUGUGUGUGCAGCGGCUGGGGUGAUCCCCACUACAUCACCUUUGACGGCACCUACUACACCUUCCUGGACAACUGCACGUACGUGCUGGUGCAGCAGAUCGUGCCCGUGUACGGCCACUUCCGCGUGCUGGUGGACAACGACUUCUGCGGCGCGGAGGAUGGGCUUUCCUGCCCGAAGUCCGUCAUCCUGGAGUACCAGCAGGACCGCGUGGUGCUGACCCUGGCUGACCGCCUGCCCGCCCGCCCGCCUUCUAUCUUCCCGUCGACUGCACCCCGCGUCCAGAUCAUCUUCAACAACAAGGUAGUCAGCCCUGGCUUCCGGAAAAACGGCAUCGUGGUUUCGCGCGUCGGCAUCAAGAUGUAUGCGACCAUCCCGGCACUGGGCGUCCAGGUCAUGUUCUCCGGCCUCAUCUUCUCGGUGGAGGUGCCCUUCAGCAAGUUUGCCAACAACACCGAGGGCCAGUGCGGCACUUGCACCAACGACCUGAAGGAUGAGUGCCGCACGCCUGGGGGCACGGUGGUCGCUUCCUGCUCUGAGAUGUCUGGCCUCUGGAAUGUCAGCAUCCCCAACCAGCCAGCCUGCCACGGGCCUCGCCCGCUGCCCACCACGGUCGGGCCCACGACAGUUGGAUCCACCACGGUCGGGCCCACGACCCCGCCUGCUCCGUGCCCGCCAUCGUCCAUCUGCCGGCUGAUUCUGAGCAAGGUCUUUGAGCCGUGCCACGCCGUGAUCCCGCCACUGCCAUUCUAUGAGGGCUGCACUUUCGACCAGUGCCACAGGACCGACCUGGACACGGUGUGCUCCAGCCUGGAGCUGUACGCGGCGCUCUGCGCGUCCCAAGACGUCUGCAUCGACUGGAGAGGCCGGACCAACCACAUGUGCCCUUUCACCUGCCCAGCCGACAAGGUGUACCAGCCCUGCGGCCCGAGCAACCCCUCCUACUGCUAUGGGAACGACAGCGCCAGCCUCGGGGCCCUGCCGGAGGCCGGCCCCAUCACCGAAGGCUGCUUCUGUCCGGAGGGCAUGACCUUCUUCAGCACCAGUGCCCAAGUCUGCGUGCCCACGGGCUGCCCCAGGUGUCUGGGGCCCCACGGAGAGCCGGUGAAGGUGGGCCACACCGUCGGCAGGGACUGCCAGGAGUGUACGUGUGAGGCGGCCACGUGGACGCUGACCUGCCGACCCAAGCUCUGCCCGCUGCCCCCUGCCUGCCCCCUGCCCGGCUUCGUGCCUGUGCCUGCAGCCCCACAGGCCGGCCAGUGCUGCCCCCAGUACAACUGCGCCUGCAACACCAGCCACUGCCCUGCACCCGUGGACUGUCCUGAGGGUGCCCAUGCGAUCCUGACCCACGAGGAGGGGGACUGCUGCCCGGUCCAAAACUGCAACUGGACAGAGUGCAGCAUCAACGGGACCUUGUACCAGCCUGGCGCCGUGGUGUCCUCGAGCCUGUGUGAAACCUGCAGGUGUGAGCUGCCUGGCGGCCCCCUGUCGGACACGUUUGUGGUCAGUUGUGAGGCCCAGAUCUGCAACUCACACUGCCCUGUGGGCUUUGAGUACCAGGAGCAGAGCGGGCAGUGCUGUGGCACCUGUGUGCAGGUCGCCUGUGUCACCAACACCAGCGGGAGCUCCGCCCACCUCUUCUAUCCCGGCGAGACCUGGUCAGACCCCGGGAACCACUGUGUCACCUAUGAGUGUGAGAAGCACUUGGACGGGCUCGUGGUGGUCACCACGAAGAAGGCGUGCCCCCCGCUCAGCUGUUCUCUGGACGAGGCCCGCAUGAGCAAGGACGGCUGCUGUCGCUUCUGCCCGCCGCCCCCGCUCCCACCCCAGUACCAGAACCAGUCGACCUGUGCUGUGUACCACAGGAGUCAGAUCAUCCAGCAGCAGGGCUGCAACUCCUCGGAGCCCGUGCGCCUGGCUUACUGCCGGGGGAACUGUGGGGACAGCUCUUCCAUGUACUCGUUCGAGGGCAACAUGGUGGAGCACAGGUGCCAGUGCUGCCAGGAGCUGCGGACCUCGCUGAGGAAUGUGACCCUGCACUGCGCCGACGGCUCCAGCCGGACCUUCAGCUUCACCGAGGUGGAACAGUGCGGCUGCAUGGGCCGGCGGUGCCCCGCGCCGGGCAACACCCAGCACUCGGAGGAGAUGGGACCCGAGCAGAGCCAGGAGGCGGGGAGUGGGGGCUGGGAGAGAGGCACCCCGGUGUCCCCCAUCCACUGACCAGCACCGCCGCCCUCCUGACCCCCAAGGAGGACCUCCCAUAUGUCCUCCGAGUUUGGCUUCCAAGGCCAGUGGAACUUGUGCCCUCAUCCAGGCAGCUGCAGCUUUGAACACACUGUCCACGCCCGCUUUCUUGUGGAGGGUGUGGGCUGUGGGUCACCCACUGCCUGGAGGAGGGGCCCUUACCCGCCCCGCCUGCAGCCACCUCUCAGGACCAGCCCAGGGCCGGUGGGGCUCCUCUGGCCAUGCGUCCAGUCUGCUGUUCUCGGGACUUGAGUAUCACCUGAGGGUCUCAGCAACGAUGCUUGGAUGUGGUGAUAGGCUGCCCAGUGGCUGCAGGAGGAAAAGCCUCACUCCUACCUCAGCCCUCAGCCUGCACCCCCCUCCUCAGGACAUGGCCAAUCUGUUGCAUAAAUACACUUGAGCAUUUUGCAA